ACAAAAGUCACGCUAUAGAGUGUCGUGUUGCGUAGUAGAGUGUCGAGGUGCAAUAUAGAUCCCAAGGUCGCGAGGCGUAGUAUAGGUGGACGCGAGGCGAAAUAGAGAGUCGCGAGGCGUAAUAGUGAGACGCGUAUGUAAUAAUAGAGAGAUGCGAGGCGUAAUAGAAGGACGCGAUGCGUAACAGAAGGACGCGUUGCGUGAUGGAAAGACGCGCAAACAAGGGCGACGCGGCGUGUAGGAAGAGGGGACGCGUACUUUCGCGCCAUUUGCCUUGGUUACCCGUGAAUAAAUUUCGAAUUUUUUCAAUUGACUGGCAAAUUAAUCAAGACAAAACACGAAAGAAAAAGUAAGUUUUUGUAGCAGCUGGGCUGACCGUUCUCUCUGAUUUUUUCUCUCCUGUUUUUUUAAUUUCUGCUGUAUUAUAGUUAUAUUCUGAUAAAUUGUGAGAAGUUGCUAAUUCAUAAGUAUGUGUAGUAGUGAAGGGAAGCAAUGUAGGGCAACGACGACAUUUGUCAACACAGGUAUAGCUGGCACCCCCCCCCCCUCCUCAUAUAUAUUUUCUCAUUAAAAUUUGUAAUGGGCUAGCUAUACUAUUGCUAUAAAUAAUGGAUUAUAUUAUUUGCCCUAGCAACUUUUACUUCCUUUUUUCCUUCCCUUGUAUACACCACCAAUCAACCCCCCUCCCCCUGCAACGAGGAGGGUGCCGAUAAGCCGAAAAAUGUUAUUACACUGCUUGCAUGCUAUUCUGUUAUAAGCAAUGUGCUGUUUUUGUAUUAAUAUUGUGUUUUGUAUCACCAUGUGAUUACAAUGUUUUGAUAGGUAAACAGGGCAGCUUAUAAAACAGAACGUAGGACUACGACUGGUAGUUAAAUGGAACUGUGCGGUGCAUAUGCAUGUGUACAACAACACUGUCAACAGGUGUAUUGUAAUGAUGGCAAAUUUCUCAAGUUUUGGUUUUCUUCAAGUGACACUGCACCCAUUUUCAAGAAUUUUAAAUAAUGCAGCAAAUAUGUACAAUGUUCUUAUUCGAUUUUCCUUUAAGGAUAUUCUUAAGACAUUUUUAAAUUUUUGUCUUACUAUCGUGAAUAUUUAUCGGCAUGGUUGUAAUUUUCAAAACUUUCAAGCUAAAUUGUAUGUGAUGUUUUAGGAAUUAAAAAUUGAUUCAGCAUGCAGAAAGUGAAAGACGCUAUAGACAGACUGAAUAAUGCAUUGGAUGGUCUGUCAUCAUCAACAACAAGUACUCAAAAUAAUCCAAAUCAGAACAUCUUCCAGAGUCCAAACUCACAUCCAAGUCCAAACUUACAUCCAAGUCCACAACAUCAGAGAAUUCUACAAGAUUUCAAUAAGCAAUUUCCAGCGUUGAAUGCUGGUGGUAGCCGAUAUCGCCCACAAGCAAAGAAACCACGUCUCUCUAAUAACUUCAUUAAGGACACAUGGACCCAUAAAUUCUGUGCACUGAGCUACAAAGAUACAUCAGUUUCACCUAAUACACGUGAAUUAAUGGAGCUAAACCAAGUUGGUCUCGGAAUUGAAAAAGUUGUUUUUCCUUCCAAAACUGGAACACAUGCUAUGCUUCUGGAAGAGUUAACAAAAGCUUAUCCAAAAUUAUCAUCACAGAGUGGUGGCAUUGAACUUCUGAGGGCUGAGAGUGGUGGAAUAAACCGACCAUUGGUGUUGAUACCACCAAGAAAAGAUGGAAUUUCGUCUGGCAUUUUUAGGAUUUAUUGUAUGAUUAAACAAACAAGUGGUUUUGUUGACAUUUCGUGUACUUAUGCAGUACUUUUAUUUUUCAGAAUAUAACAUGAAUAUACAACAAUUGAGUCCAGCUGAUUUUAUUAAGAAUUCUGUUGUUGAUACAUUGAAACUAAUCCAGUCGUUAUUGUCAUCCUUUGUUGACGCGAAUACAGCAGAUUUGGAUUAUCCUGUCUAUAGACUUGAUGAACUUUACAGCUUCUGCUCUAGAGCAGCUUUAGAGUAUCCAGAUGUUAUAACCGAAAAUGUACUGAGUAGUAUUCAUCAAGCAUCAGUGAUAAUUCAAUCAGUGAACAAAACUAGUAACGCGGAAACUGUACGGCACAAGAUAGGCAGGCCUUCUUUCGAUAUACCUGAGGAAACUCUAAAAACUUUAGUGAGGUUGAAUUUUUCGCAGACGGCAAUAGCUGAAAUGUUCGGAGUAAGUGCAAAAACUAUUCAAAGAAGAUUUAAAGAGUUUGAUAUUGAACCUAAAUCGCACACUAUGAUUGGUGACGAGGAACUUGAUGAACAUGUCAAAAAAAUUAUUUCAGAUUUUCCUAACUGUGGCAAUGUAGUUCGAAGAAGAAAAUAUAGUGUUGUGUUGCAGCGCCAAGGUCAUUGUGGCAUAUAGACGGCAAUCACAAAUUGAUAAGAUGGUCGAUAGUCAUUCAUGGCGGCAUAGAUGGGUAUUCUAGGCGUCUAAUGUUUCUGUCGUGCGGAUCAAGUAACAAGGCUACUGUAGUACUCGAUUUAUUUCUGACCGCAGUACAAAAUUUUGGCUUGCCGUCGCGUGUAAGAGGAGAUCAUGGGGUGGAAAAUGUAGACGUUGCUUGGUUUAUGAUAUCAAGACGAGGAAGUAAUCGUGGUAGCUUUAUCGCUGGGAAAAGUUGCCAUAACCAAAGGAUAGAGAGGUUCUGGAGAGAUCUAUUCCACGGCUGCACAUACAUAUACCACAACAUAUUCACUUACUUGGAAGAGAUAGGAGCCUUGGAUAUAUCGAAUGAGUUGCAUUUGUUUUGCCUUCAUUAUGUUUUUAUUCCAAGAAUAAAUGCACAUUUUCAAAGAUUUAUCCUGGGCUAUGAUCACCAUCCUAUCCGAACAGAGAGAAACCUUUCUCCUCUUCAAUUAUGGGAAAGAGGUUUGUUGUUGCAAAGGAGACCGUCAGAAGAUGAUAUUGUCGAUGACUGCGAUUCAUAUGGUAUAGAUUGGAGUGUACCGAGUCAUUAUAUCGAAACCCGUGACGAUGCUAUUGUGGUUCCCGAGAUAAAUCAUCCAUUUCAAAGUAAUGACUUAUACCUGGAAUUUUGUAGAUCUAACGAUCCAAUGGCAAAUUGCGAUAACUUCGGUAUCGAAGUGUUUCUUCGAACUGUUCAGGUCGUAGAAAGUACAUUGUUAUGAACACCACUAUUAGUUCACUCACAGAACUUUUGAUUGAAUUGCUUAACUUGACAUUAGUUACAUUAGAUACAUUACAAAGAAGAAAUUCAAACAUUUUGUUCACUAUAUACGUACUAGAUAUUAUGCUUAGGUAAAAUAAAGCUCCUUCAGUUCUUCUAACCACGCGAAAAAAUAGCCACAGCAGUAGUCAUUUAAUAAGUUCUUCCCGUGCCUAAUUAUAGAGCGCGCUCUUUUUUGUUUCCCCGUCCCAACGUCGAAAAGUUGUAUUAUGCCCUGAUCGAGGUUGUUAUUCUGCUUAUCAUAACUCCCCUCUAAUAGGCAUAUAAUAUACACGAGAGGUUAUGAUGAACUAGUAGCCCUUGUACACCAAGUAUGGAAUCUUUUUUUUUCAUUUUUUCCUUUUAAAGUAUUCAUGACAAGAAAAAAGUGAAGAUGUA
Hydractinia symbiolongicarpus is the source of this 3572-nucleotide messenger RNA. RefSeq lists its product as uncharacterized. Lineage: Eukaryota; Metazoa; Cnidaria; Hydrozoa; Anthoathecata; Hydractiniidae. Bases 1171 to 1803 code for a protein of 210 amino acids. The record is from RefSeq and is a predicted model, not a curated record. The transcript has 2 exons.